AUGAGUGCAUUCAACUUCGACUUAUCCUUCGUCGAUGUCUCUUCCAAGGGGGAUAUAUACAACUACAAAUCGAUAAAAUAUGACAUCAAGCCCGAUGUUUGCGUAUACCCGUCGAACAUCAAGACCCCUGACAGGUGUGAUGUGACGCAAGCUGAGAUGAUGGUAGAGUUCAAAUGGAACAGGGGCGAUGACCCAUUCUCUACAUCGUCCAGUGCUUCCUCGUUUAUUAUGUCUUCUCAACAAGCAAGAGACACGAUGGGCCAAAUCACCGCAUACGCCUCUGCUCAGCUAGGUGCUCAGUGGCGCACUCACGCUUACCAGAUCCUCAUCAUCAAGAACUAUGCUCGCCUGAUAAGGUGGGAUCACGAGGGAUUCAUUGUCACUGAGCCUAUCUUCUAUCGAGAGUCUCCUGCCCUUAUCGAUUUCUUCCGACGCUACAACGUUGCACCUCAUGCAAUGCGCGGCCAUGACGAAACUGUUUCCCGUGUUACAUCACGUUACCUGCGUCUCAUAACCACUGUCAGGCAGAAGCUUGGUUUACCAUCGAAUGCCCGAAUCUUUCAGAUCACAAUGAAAGAUGCAGACGGCUCAGACUUAACGUACUUAGUCCCUGCUCCGGUUGCAACAGGACUCUCCCCCAUAGGGCGCAAUACACGUGGAUUCUCUGCAUACGAUACCAAGGGAGAUCAUCGUGUCCUUUUGCCAGACAUCAUUCCAGAAGGGGAUGUAUACAAGCGUCUGAAUGAGAAGCACGUUCGACACGUUGCAACGUGCCUAGCCUCUGGUGAUGUUUUGGGUGGCUCGAACGCACAUACCACCCAAACUGGUCGCUUUAAGGAUGCGCCAUGGGCCCAUCCUACAGGAGCUAUCCUUAUAGCUUAUGUUCACUAUCGCCUCGUUCUUAAUAUUGUUGCUACCCCAAUCACAUCCUUCGUCAGUUCUCGCCAAGUCGUUGAAGUAGUGCGAGAUGCUUUAAUAGCUCAUCAGGAUGCAUAUGAGAAUUGCGACAUCUUACAUCGUGACCUCAGUGUAGGUAAUAUCAUGGUGCAUGAGAACGAAGGUAUUCUCAUAGACUGGGAUCUCGCUAAAUCGACUCGGGACUCGGGGCCAAGACAAAUUACUAGAACUGGGACAUGGCAGUUCAUGUCUGCUCGCCUUGUUGCCAACAUGAACACACCUCACGACUUCCAGGACGACAUGGAGUCAACGCUAUACGUGAUCUUAUGGAUCAUGUUCAUCUUCACGGUAUCUUGUAUCAGUGAUGCUGAGCGAUCACACUUCUUGCACACAACCCUGGACCCUGAGCAAGUUCAGGGUUUGGGGGGUUCCGGGAAGGCAAACUUCCUGCAAUCGAAGUCUUCUAUUACAUCAACAACCCCUCUUUUCAAGGGUCGCCCGGCUCUUGACGCCCUCGUGCAGCAAUUGCAAAAGACGUUCUCAGCAAGAUACAUCCCCUCAAUGAAAGAAGCAGAGGAAAACGUCAGACUUGCAAAGCUUCAUCUGCAUGACCCGAUAGUCGAGAUGGCAUUGCAGGACAACUUGGUUGCGAUAAAGCUAGAUGGCCUUGAGGCCAUGAAAUCGCACGAGGGCGUUAUUAAUAUCUUCAAUACUCACCUUGAUUGGGAGGAAGGGUGGCUUGAUGCUGAUUCUCCUGAUCCGCAGCGCAUCCUUGUGGAGGACCACAAGGAACUCAAGGAAUUUUACAUGUCGAAGACUAAUUGGUGGCUUUGGUCUGACUUACGUCCUGUCAGCAAGAGGAAGCGGAAUGACGAUGAUUCCGAAGAUGAAUGA
Molecule: messenger RNA, 1791 nt
Organism: Suillus plorans
Lineage: Eukaryota; Fungi; Basidiomycota; Agaricomycetes; Boletales; Suillaceae
Exons: 4
Coding region: 1-1791 (596 amino acids)
Biological process (GO): protein phosphorylation
Molecular function (GO): protein kinase activity
Source: RefSeq, a predicted model, not a curated record